Molecule: messenger RNA, 1036 nt
Organism: Dryobates pubescens (Downy woodpecker)
Lineage: Eukaryota; Metazoa; Chordata; Aves; Piciformes; Picidae
Gene: SRP19
Product: signal recognition particle 19
Exons: 5
Coding region: 126-557 (143 amino acids)
Biological process (GO): SRP-dependent cotranslational protein targeting to membrane, signal sequence recognition; SRP-dependent cotranslational protein targeting to membrane
Cellular component (GO): signal recognition particle, endoplasmic reticulum targeting
Molecular function (GO): 7S RNA binding
Source: RefSeq, a predicted model, not a curated record
GCCUCUCGACAGGCUGAUGUGCUUUACAGACAGCACCGCCUGCCAAUGGGUUUCCCGGGGGCGGGACUUCUUGUCAAAGGGAAAGAGGGUCCCGGUGGCUUGGAGGUUUCGGUGCAGCUGGUAGUAUGGCCGCUGCCGCCACGUCUCCAGCUGAUAAAGAGAGAUUCAUCUGCAUUUACCCAGCAUAUUUGAAUAACAAGAAGACAAUAGCAGAAGGAAGAAGGAUACCUAUAGACAAAGCUGUUGAAAAUCCCACAUCUACAGAAAUCCAGGAUGUAUGUGCAGCAGUUGGAUUCAAUGUGCUGUUAGAGAAAAACAAGAUGUAUCCUAGAGAGUGGAACAGAGACAUGCAGUACAGAGGCAGAGUACGAAUCCAGCUCAAACAAGACGAUGGCAACCCCUGUUUACCUCAGUUUCCAACACGUAAAUCAGUGAUGCUGUAUGCUGCAGAAACUAUUCCCAAACUGAAAACAAGAACCCAAAAGAUGGGAGGUAGUGAUCAAAGUCUUCAGCAAGGAGAGGGAGGCAAGAAAGGUAAAGGGAAGAAAAAGAAAUGAGCUCACAUCUGGAAUAAUUACAUCACACAGUCAGGACAAAUAUGGAAGGACACACAACUUGCUGCAAGAUUGAAGUGAAAGAUACAAACAAGAAGUAAACAGGUAAUGCUGAAGAGAACUGCCUGCUUUUGUGGCAACUGAAACGCAUGUAGAUGCCUCUCAGUAAAAAUAAAUCUGUCUUUACAAACAACCUGCAAGUGUGCACCUAGCAUUCACUUUUAGAAAUGGAAGAACAUAAGCAAAAUUGUGUGGGUGAAAGAAUUACUCUUCCCAGAAGAAAAUGCAGCUUUUGAUAAAUAUUCUUAUGCAGACUAAAUAUUUGAAAACUGGUUGCCUUAGUAAACCUUUUAUCUGUGCUAGUCAAGUGACUGUUUUAAUUCUGGAGGGUUUUUGUCACUAAUGGAAAAACAUUAAUCAGUGGUGUUACGGCUCUGUAAACUUCCCUAAUAAUCUUUCACAGCAGUCAUGUGUGCUAAUAA